Chiloscyllium plagiosum (whitespotted bambooshark) is the source of this 6510-nucleotide messenger RNA. RefSeq lists its product as uncharacterized. NCBI's taxonomy places the organism in Eukaryota, Metazoa, Chordata, Chondrichthyes, Orectolobiformes, Hemiscylliidae. Gene Ontology annotation, molecular function: RNA polymerase II cis-regulatory region sequence-specific DNA binding; DNA-binding transcription factor activity, RNA polymerase II-specific. The record is from RefSeq and is a predicted model, not a curated record. Gene Ontology annotation, biological process: regulation of transcription by RNA polymerase II.
UACUCGGUGCUUUGUGCUGAACUGUUUGACUGGUGCUGUGUGUUGGAUAUUGAGUGUGUUUAUUGGAAGCAUUUCCCUCAGAUUUCCAGGCUGCUUUAUUGAUGGAUCAAUCCUGAAUAUGGGAAGAAGAAUUGCACUGUACAUAUCAGAGAAUUCAGAGAAAAUGGACACUGCAGAUAGAUCCUGACCAUCACCCAAGGAACAACUGCACAAAGACAUCCAGUCCCUUUACAGCAUUGCUCAACCCCGAGAAGAUUCGGCAGUGAAAUCAGUCAGGCCGGGGAGGUUUGACAUAUCAUCAGAUCUGAAACUGGUCAGUGGUGUGGAGCCUUCCAUCAGAGCCAGCCUUUCGUAAGGUUCAGCUGUAGUUGAGACUGAGAAAAACUGCAAGUGGCUCCCAAGUGUUUUGCAGUGUGAGGCAUCUGAGGAGACUUCCAGAGGUUCUGAACAUAUUUUGCAAUUGUUGUAAAUGCAAGGACAACUUAAUGGAAGAGAAACUGUUCAAGUGUGAGGUCUGCAACCGAGCUUUUGCAAAGUCAUCAAGACUUAUGAAUCACCAACGCAUUCAUACGGGGGAGAAGCCAUUCAAAUGUGAGGUGUGCAACCGAGCUUUCGCACAGUCAUCAACACUCGUAAAUCACCGACGUAUUCACACUGGGGAGAAGCCGUAUGUGUGCGAGGUGUGUGACAGAGCAUUCUCACAGCCAUCAAACCUCCGUGUACAUCAACGUAUUCACACAGGGGUGAAACCAUUUACAUGCGAAGUGUGUGACAAAUCAUUCUCAAUGUCAGCUAACCUCCGUUUACACCAACGUAUUCACACAGGGGAGAAACCAUUCACAUGCAACGUGUGUAUGAAGUCAUUCUUGAAUCCAGUGCAUCUCUGCAUACACCAACGCAUUCACACAGGGGAGAGACCAUUUGCAUGUGAGGUGUGUGACAAAUCUUUCUCACAGUCAUCAAGCCUCCGCGUUCACCAACGCAUUCACACAGGGGAGAAGCCAUUUGCAUGUGGUGUCUGUGACAAGUCAUUCUCACAAUUAUCAAGCCUUCAUGUACACCAACGCGUUCACACAGGGGAGAAGCCGUUCACGUGUGAGGUGUGUGACAAAUCAUUCUCACAGACGUCGAGUCUCCGUGUUCAUCAACGCAUUCACACAGGGGAGAAGCCAUUCACGUGUGAGGUAUGCAACAAAUCGUUCUCAAGCUCAUCAAACCUCCUGCUCCACCAGAAGAUUCACACAGGGGAGAAACCCUUCACAUGCAAGGUAUGUGACAAAUCAUUCUCAGGAUCAUCAAAACUUCUGCUGCAUCAAAGGAUUCACAUCGGGGAGAAACCAUUCAGGUGUGAGGUGUGUGACAAAUCUUUCUCGCAGUCAUCGAUCCUCCGCAUCCACCAUCGCAUUCACACUGGGGAGAAACCAUUCAAGUGUAAUGUGUGUCACAAAUCAUUCUCACAGUCAUCAGCGCUCCGGACACACCAACGCACACAUACAGGUGAGAAACCAUUCAUGUGCAAUGUAUGCAACAAGUCAUUCUCAAGGUCAUCAAGCCUCCUGCUCCAUCAGAGGACCCACCCCGGAAUAACCCUUCCAGUGUGAGGUUUACCAUAAAGAUUUUGCGACAUCUAUCUUCAAAUGAAACCAUAAGAUUUACACUAGGAAGAAACUCUUCUCGUGUGAUCUUUGUACCAGGGCUUUUGCUUAGCCAUCCCCGUCCAUCAAAAAUGAACAGAGGGGAGAUGUGCUGUCAGUGUGAGCUCUGUAGUAAAGCCUUCACACAAUUGUUGGACCUCCUGAAACAUUAACAAACACAUAUGGGCCAGCCCAGCCACAUAUGUCAUUAGUGUAAACAUCUGCAAAAGCUCAAUGCACAGGAUAUUUAGUGGGACUGGGACAGAGAACAAGAGGUAGCUUUCACUCCCAUCAAACAACUAGUGAUGACAUCACCAGUGCUGAGGGAUUAUGAUGUAACAAUGGAGUCACCCUGUAGUGUGAUGUCAGUGAAACAGGACUUGGGGUAAUCCCCAGGCAGUGAGAACAACCCGUUGUAUUUCUAUCCAGAGCAUUAACACAAACUGAGCAACACUAUACACAGAUUGAGAAAGAUGGUCUGCAUAAUGUCUUUGAUUGUGAGCUUUACUAUAGUAUUAGGAGAGAGCAAAUGAUGGUAAAUCUGACCACAAGCCAUUUCAAAGCAUCUUUCUCAAACCAUUUCAGUCUGUUCAAAAAGGAUAUUACUUGAUUUGUAAAGAUAUCACUUGGCAGUGAAGUACAAGGAAGGAAGCGUUUGUACAUUGCUGACCAGCUGUCAAGAGCUGCAUUCUCUUUGAAGGACGUAAACAGUUUGAAAUCUUUCAGAUUCGGCAAGAACCAACAACACAAGGAUGACAUGAAUCCAUCAAGGACACCCCUGUCACAGUAAGACAGCAUUGGACAAAGCGAGAUGAGGUACAAGGUGGCAUCUGUACAAAGGGAACAGGGUCAGUAUACUUGAAGAGAUGAGGAAAGAGAUGCUAAAGCACAUACCACACAAAUCAUUAAUAAUUGAAUUUAGUCUGAAUAAGGCAAGAGAGGUGAUCUAUUGGCCAAACAUCAGCUCGUGUAGUGCUUAUGAUGAAUAUCAAACUAAACAAGAUUAAGAGCUAUUCAUGACAUCCCAGACAGCCCAUGGACAAAGCUUGGAGUAGACCUCUUUAGUUUCACUGGAACUGAUUAACUCAUCACCAUUAACUAAUAUUCAGAUAGCAGGGAGUUCGAGCGCUGAUGUCAUGGAUUCCCAGUGAGAUUGCACUGUCUGAAAGAACACUUUGUGAUAUCCCUGACAAUGACCUCAAUUCCCAAGUGAAGAAUUCAGAUACUGCAUGGAUGAUUGGGAAAUUCAACACCACCCACCAUCUCUCAUUAUCCCCAGUCAAAUGGAAAGAGCGAGGCAUUGGUGAACAUUGACAAAGACAUCAUUAAAAUCUACCACAUCUAGGGCAGAUAUGUACAAUGUGAUCUUAGAGCAGAGAAACACAGCUACUGAAGGCAUGGAAGCUGUCCAGGCUGGUGACUAUUGUAAUACUACUCCAGACUACAUUUCCGAUAGCUAAAAUAAUAUUGAAACCAGAAACAGUGCUACAACUGAACUGAAUAGCCUAUACUGUCACAUAUACUCAACAAGUACAGUGAAGGUUUGUAUGUCACCAGUUACAGCGCUAACUUAGAUACAAAAGUACCUCGGCACAACUUCUUUUGUUACAAGAUUUGAUACAGAAAUAAAAUGUCUAAGCAUUACAGAAGAGUUCCAUACAGCAGACCAUGCUGGCACUUACUUUCCAGUCCGCACCAUAUUGGCUCCACGCUGCGCCAGUUACAUGCCAGGAGGUUGCCAAGCCAGGAUGCCGCUGCACCAGGUCAAGAGGUCACUGUGCCAACACCAGGAAGUCCCUAUAGGAAGAGGCCACUGCAUUAGGCCAGCAGGUCAUCACGCUACGCUGGGAGGCUGCUGUGGGAGAACGCCAUGUCAUGCCAGAUGGCCGCUGCAAGAGGAUGCCAACCCAUGCAGGGAAACCGCUGCUGCAGGCCCGUAGUCGACACCAGAGGCCGGGAAUCAUCAUUCGCCAGAGGUUGGGGAUCGCCACUGGAGGCUGAGGUCAUCGCUCACUGAAAGCCACUGAUCGUUGCUCCUCGCUGGAGGCCGGGUUAAUUUUCGAAGGCCAGAAGUCGAAGAGAAGAAAAGGAGGAGAAGAAGAAGAGAAAAAAACACUAGGAGGAAUUGAAAAAAGAGUGGGUGGAGCAGACGAGUUCUUCACUGUUACACAUGUCAUCCCUAAACUCUCAAAAUCCCAAAAAGAUCACCAAGAAAAUCAAUUUCUCUGAUUGACUGCUGCUCAGGACAAAACUAUCACAUCAGUUCUACCUUGAACAGGAAAUUCUUGUGACACACUCAACUUUAACAAAGAGCAGGAGAAAGAAAAGUAUUCUUAAUUUACUAAUAUGCAUCUUAGCUAUAGUUCUUCAACAUCCCCAAUUAAAUGCAUGCACACACACAAUUAAGACAGACAAAAGACAAAAGACAAACGUGGAAAAAUAUACACAGGAUAAGUACAAUUCUCAAAAUCAAAAGUCCAGAUUUAAAAGGUGUGUUCAAUUAUCUUUUAUUAAUUUUUAGCCCUAAUGACAUGAUGUUGUCUGUGAGGUGAUGGCUAUUAUUUGAUUUAAAAGUUGAUUUUGGUCUUUCCUCGUUAGAAUUAUUCCUUUUAAGCCUUAUUAUUUUUCUGUUUCUCCCCACAUGGAGAGUGAGCAUAGGAGAGAUGGAUGCUUUCUUUUGCAGGCUGUGGAUGUUUCGCUCUGCUGCCCUGAUACUUACAGCUCUUUAACACUCUGCAUCUCAAACAAUCAAAAAACUGUCAUCAGAUACCACUCCUUCACUCAAAGUACACUCUGUUGCAUUCGGUCGUGAACUGUCUCCACCAUUGCUACAAAAAAAGGGUUUUGCGUGGCUCCAAAUAAAUGCCAAAAUAAUUAAUUUGAUUUUCAAGUUGCAAACCCCUGUAUUUUAGUUAUGCAAUUGCCCAAUUUCCAUUUCAAUUUAUAGUCCCUAAAAAAGAAAACUGAAGUCUGUUACAAUAAUAAUGAGACAGUAACAAAAGCAAAUGGCUCAAAGUUAAAUUUCAGUUAGGCAAUGCUUUUGCAGCAUUACCAGAGCUGAGGGUUGGAGAGCCAGGAUAAAUAUUUUUAAACAAACAAAAUUAAAUAUUUUUAACGAAUGUCAGCACAAUUGCUUACUGUGUAUAGAGAGGAUGUCACCUCAAACAUAUAUAGUGCAAGUGUAAGACCAUAUCUCUUGUUGCAGAUGUAUACAUAGAUGUUCUAUUGUGAGCAGUUAUGGGUCCUGUAUCUAAGCAAGGAUAUGCUGGUAAUGGAAAGGGUCCAGACGAGUUUUACAGAAUGAUCUCAGACAUGAAGAGCUUGUCAUAUGAGGAGGGUUAUUUAGUUUUGCAGAGGUAAAUGACUAUUUAUCAAUAUCCUUCCAAACUGUUUCAUUCCUGCAUGAGGAGCUGUAAUGUGUAAUGAACGCAGCCCACUUAAAUUCCUCCCAGUAUUUCUGUAAUUAACUGUUGCAGCAUCCGUGAAGUAGCAGUGACGGAAACCCUCAAAUGGUCAAUUGUGGAAUACUGAGAUUCUUGCAGAACAAGAGAACUGGAAUUAGGACUGUUAAAUGAACAGCUAUGUAACAUAUCAAUCUGGGACUGCAGUGAUGAUUUUAAAGUCCAUAUAGUAUUCCAGCCAAGUCACGGUGAGAUGCCUGAAUAAGUGGAUCCACAAAACUUCUGAAAUGUAAUAAGGUCUGAUCUAUAAGACAAAAAAAUGUCUGAUUGAAUUACCAUUGCUUUGUUCAAUCAAGAAAAAUGGAGAGAGAAAAAAAAUCGGUGACUGCAUUUGAGAUACACGGGAAUGAAUAUAAAACAUCUGAACAAAUUCAACAGCAGAUUCAGCUUUGAAGGCAACAUUUGAUAAUGCUAUCAUUUGAUAAGAUGUAUACAUAGUUUCUGGGUGAAGAAUCAAGCAACAGUGAGAGUUAGGCAACAUCAUUUUAUGGAGAAACGUAUCUUCUCUACCUCAUGUUUUGAGCCAAGUAUGAUAAUAACCUGUUAUAGUUACUGAAGUAUAAUAAAGUACACACAAAGGACAAGAACGUCUUCUGUUAAUACUUGUGCUCUAUCCUCCACCACAUGCUAGCAAACAGCACUAUAAAUUAAAAAAUAAAGAAUUGGUGGCAACCAACACCUCAAGGUAUGAAAAUAAUGAGGGAUGGACAGUAAAUACUGAUCAGGCAGCAAAGUCAGUGAGUGAAAAUAAAAUAACAGUAGACACUGGGUGACAAUGGUGAGCAUUAAAUUCUGCAAAAAUGGUCUGUUUCUGUACUUUAAAAAUUAAAAUAAACUGAAAACAAUGGUGGCGGAAUGAAUGGAGAACAGUUAGUAAAACAGUGUUCUUGGGGAACAAGAGCAAGGAAGUGAUGUUGUCGACCUCUUCUGAAGUUUUGGGUAUAGUUGUGGCACCAUGUUAUAGGAGAGAUGUGAAGGCAUUGGAGAGAGUACAAGGAUGGUUCCAGGAAUGAGAAAUAUCAGUUAUGAGGAUAGAUUGAAGAAUUUGGGACUACUGUAGACAUUAGUUUAUACUAAGAUGAUUUGCAAUGAUGGAGAGAAAACAUGAAACCAUUACGUUAGCUGAAGCUGGGCUGAGCAAGGUGCAAAACAAAAUUAAUUAAAAUGCUCUUGGGCCAUUAGACCAAGGCCUGAUAGGAAUCUGAAGCAAGUACUGUCUGUCCAAGAAAAAUAGACUGGUUAGAGUAGUUAAGGGAAUAGCGAGUUUUGAGAAGAUUUGUAGCUCAGGUUGAGGUUCUGGAUGUGAGUUUGCGCACUGAGCUGGAAAGUUUAUUUUCAGACGUUUCAUCACCAUACGAGUUAACAGCCGCAGUGAGCCUUCAGCAAAGUGCUGGUGUUACAUCCCACUUUCUAUU